This is a messenger RNA of Triticum turgidum subsp. durum (durum wheat), 705 nucleotides long. NCBI's taxonomy places the organism in Eukaryota, Viridiplantae, Streptophyta, Magnoliopsida, Poales, Poaceae. The record is from the annotation of a GenBank genome assembly.
AUGAACGAGAACGGCGGUGUGCGGCACUGGCACGCCGACGUGAACGGCGUGUCCCUGCACGUAGCCGAGCAGGGCCCCGCCGACGGCCCGGCGGUGCUCCUCCUGCACGGCUUCCCGGAGCUCUGGCUGUCGUGGCGCCACCAGAUGGCCACGCUCGCCGCACGCGGCUUCCGUGCCCUGGCUCCCGACCUCCGCGGCUUCGGCGACUCUAGCGCCCCGGCUGACCCUGCAGCCUACACCAUCCUCCACGUCGUCGGCGAUGUCGUCACGCUCCUCGACCACCUCCGCCUCACCAAGGUGGUGGUGGUGGGGCAUGACUUGGGCGGCCAGGCGGCGUGGCAUCUGUGCCUGUUCCGGCCGGACCGGGUGUGCGCCGUCGUCGCGCUGGGGGUGCCGUUCUUCCCACGCUCCCCUGGACCCGUGUCGGAGAUGUUCGCGGCGCGCGGCGAUGGCUUCUACAUCACGCAGUACCAGGAGCCUGGAAGAACUGAAAGAGCAUUCAAUCGGUACGCUGCUGCAACCGUCCUAAAGAAGUUCUACUCAAUCAAAUUUGAUGACCUCACUGCUCCUCCUGGAGUCGAGAUUAUAGACUUUUUGGAAUCAUCAUCAUCCCCACUUCCUUGGAUGACCGAGGAAGAACUGGGUCAGUACGCCGAGAAGUUUCAAAAGUCUGGCUUCACCGGGCGCUCAACUACUACCGCAUGA